UGUGAUUGUUUGAUGUGGACGUGUAUUUGGUUUUGUAAAUGAAUUUCGUUAAUCAUUAAUUCCAGGACAACUACAUGAAUUUUAUUCCCUAAAUGUUAGACAGUUAAAGAUUAUCUUGCAAUAAUGUAUGUUUUAGAUGUAGCAUAGUAAAAACCAUUGAUUUUUAGCUGUACAAUUGUUUACUGGUAAACAUGGAAGGUCCAGGAAUGAGUUUAUUCCAAGGGGCUGCAAGUAUACACAUAAAUAAUAGUGCUCAAGACAGACUUGAAGAGCAAGAAGAAUUGGAGGACCAGAAGAGACGCAAUGAGGAGUUGAAACACAAACUUGCGAAUGCGUUUGACGAUCUUUUGGACGAUGAUGAAGCCAGUUCAGUGAACAGCAGUGGAAAUUUCACUUUAGAUGCAGGACAACCUAACGGCAAUCAACAUACUAGAACAGGUCUGCCGCCAACAUAUGUGGAGUCUCUAAACCACUUGAAGGAGCAGGAAACUCCUAAGGCAUACCGAGAGACACCCAAAAAUCAUAUGCAUCACAUAAGGCACCAGGAGGAACCAAUGAAACUACCAUUCAGUCCCUAUGGAGCUGGUGAUGGUCAGAAUCAUUUUUUCCAACAAGACUUUCGAGGUCAAUAUAAUGGUGUAAACAACUUUGAUGCUAGGCAGGAAUACAUGAAUAAUGAACAGCUAAAAGUAAUGUAUGAGAUGCGCGUCAAAGAAUGUCAACAGCUAGCUUCUCAAAUGGAGAAGUUGGACACAGAAGUUGACAGCCUGCGAGCCAGGCUCGCCGCUGCUGUCAAUGACAGGGAUAAAGCAGAGCUCUCACUGCAGGAGGCUCAUCAUUUGCUUGCUUCAAGCAAGCAUAAACUGAUAGAGCUAGAGCAGCAGGUGACUGCACUAUCUGAGAAGCUAAUGGAAAGUGACCAGGAAAAAGACCAGCUGAAGUUAGAACUGAGGUCUGCUAAUAUGAGUUUGCAGGAUGUGCAACAGAGACUGCAUACUCUUCAGGUUGCCCACAGCCAUGAUACCGAUGCAUUGUUCAGAGAACAACAAGAUAGACAUAGAGAAGAAGUGGAGAGAUUACAAAGUGACCUAUUAAAAGCCAAGAACAGACUAGAAGAGAAAGAAAAAGAAAUUAAAGUUCUCGACCGUCGCUGCAUGGAGAGGGACAGAGAAAAAGAGGAGAUACUGAUAGAGAAAGGAGGCACAAUAAACCGUUUAGCCAGCGAAUUAGAGGCGGCUCAAAGCCGGCUGGUCAGCGGCGAGACCGCGCGGCUCAAGGAAAAGGUCUCGCAGCUCACUGGCGAGAGGAACACUGCUAGGGAACAAGUUAAGGAAUUAGGCUCCAAGUUGGAGGUAACAGCCCAUGAACUGGUUCUGUGCCGCAACAAGCUGUCGGCGACACAAAAGGACCACGAGAGCUGGCGCACUACCCUCCACCAGAUAUUGCAGGAAGCUCUCCCCGACACCACUUAUCUAGGUGAACCACCUUCGCCCGGCAAAUUGACGACGCUCAAAGAGGUGCUGAAUCGGUACAAACAACAAAUGCAAAAGAUGUCCACGUUGCAAGAAGAACUGUCUAAGCGGGACAAAAAGCUCGAGCAGCAUCGCAAACAAGAAUCGGAAUUACGUAGCAAAAUAGAAGAACAAAAAGGCAUAGAGAUGCAACUCAACUCCAAACUGGCGGUUCUACAAAAUAAGCUCGAACUACUCGGGAGUAGCUCUGACAGCGAGCUACUGGAGAGCUAUAAGCAACAGAAUGAAAGACUUCAAAUGGAGCUGGAUGAAGUGAGGAGUGAACAUAAGAACUUGGACCUAAAGUACACAGAGUUAGAAAUGGAAUACGACAAAUUAAAGUCAGAGAAAGGCAGCCGCGCGUCCAUAGUACAGGAAGCGAAUGCGGAUCUGCUGCGAGAACUAGAGCGAUACAGCGCCCAGCUCAAAGACACGCUCAAGGAAAACAUCGAGCUCAAGACACUCUACUUACAGGCAUGCAGUUCACGAGAAGCGGCAACUAGAGAAUUAAAAGACAUACAAACUAAAAUACAAAAGGAGAAAGAGUCAUUCAAGAAUCAAGAGAGAGAAUAUGUCGAGCGGAUAGAGAAAGAGAAACAGCAAGUUGAGAAAUUAUCUUCUGACCUCACAAGCACUAGAGAAGACUUGGAAAGAGCUAAUAAGAGGAUAUCUGAACUGCAGAAAGACUUUACUGACAAGCAAAAAGAAUUCACGGACAAACUGAACAAGUAUUUAGAAGAUGAAAAACAUGCGAUGAGGAAAGACAUGGAGCCGUGCACACAAUGCGAAAAACACAUAAAGCGUAUUCGAUACUUGGAUGACCAGCUCAGCAAAUGCAGUGUUAAAUUGGCAUCCCAAGAGAGCAACGAAGAGCUAAUGCAAGAGCUAAAAGGCAAGGCGGAGUUCUUCCAGCAGUACAUAAUGGAGCGGUUCCGCAAACUUCGCGAGCAACGUAGCGUGGGCACUAGUACUCAUGAGCUGCAGGCUCCGCAGCAGCUGGGGCCGGCUGAGGAGGAUAGGACCCCGGACGGCGAUGACGACAUCGCUGCUAAGACUGCUCUGAUGAUGAAGGAAAAAGCAAUAAGAGAUCAAAUAGCCGAGAAGUUUACCUUAGAAAUGAAAACAAUGGAAAUGAACUGCGCUCGGCGGAUAAAAGAAAUGGAGAACGAUCAUCUCGGGGCCAUCACCAAGCUAAAGGAACUUCUAGAAAGAAAAGCGCAAGAAGUUGAAACACUCAAAGAGUUUAUACUUUCCGAAAGAGGAAAAGUGACGCAAAUAUUGGAGGCGAAAGAGAACGAAAUAUCCGUGCUUAUAAAGGAACACAAUGAGUUGCAAGCUGAGUGUCAAAAAGCGAACGACAAUGUCGUCGAGUGGCGCUUGAAAGCUGAGAGGUACAAAGAGAGAAUAUCCCGCCUUGGAUCCCUCGAAGACGUGUUGAAACAUGAACGGGAAGAGUGGAAGCAACGUAACUCUUCGUGCGCUAAAGAAUGCCAAGCAGUGAAGACGAAAUUAGCCGAGUUGCAGUCGAAAAACGCUCAGCUCGAGCGAAAAUAUGAAAAGAUGCAAGCUGAACAUAUUACUCUGCAAGAUAAAUAUAAGAAUGUUAAGAAAACUGUUUUUACUUAUAAGGAUUACAUGGCGAAAAAGGACGCACACGUAAGCAACGAAAUGAACAGGAUACAGGACGAGUACAGGAAGAUUUUCGUAAAGCUGCAGACUCAGAUCAACUACCACGUCAACUGCCGCAUCCAGGAAGAGCGCAGCAAGGGCAAGCCGGCGCAGGCGCAGCAGUACCAGCCGUGCGACUAUUCCGAAAAGCUGAAAAAGUUGAACGAAGACUUCGCUCGUCUCGCGCAAUCGCGUUUCACGACGGACGCUCCAGAUGUGAAUCAGUGACCAUUUGCCAUAAAAACAGUACCAAUCGAUCUCCGUCCCUAUACCCUUGGACAAUAAGUUUAUAUUGUAGGGACCUUCUGCUCUUUUGCGGCUAAAGCAAAUUACCCAAUAGUAAUUUACUAUGUACUUACAUUAGCAUUAAUUUCAUCUCGAAUAUCGUGUCCAGAAUUUUAUUAUCGGUGCAUUUCUCGCGAUAACAGGAAAUCUGCUCAAAUGUACGCUGCCCCUUUUAUUAAAGAUAAAGACUGUAUAUAACUUUUAAUGAAUCGCUAUUGUCCCAUUUACUGAAUUUAAACCCAGUUCAAUAAUUUUAAUGUGGUUUCAUACUUGAGCCUGUAUGGUUUUGACUGAUUGUAAAACAUAUUUCCUAGUGAUCAUUCCAUAGAUCAAACCUUGAAUAUAUCUGUGAUAAUUUAGUACAUGGUGUAAAUAGUUUAUGAAUUUAGAUACAGUAUUAUUAGCAAAGAAGUGCAAAAGACUAAUGUCUGAAGUGUCUUAUAAUUUUACAUUCCUUUUGAUUCCAUUAGUAUCCUUGUCUACGCGAUGACGUCACUGUACAUUAUUUAGAAAUAAUACGUUAUU
Messenger RNA from Ostrinia furnacalis (Asian corn borer), 3989 nucleotides. It is a transcript of the gene asl, whose product is annotated as chromosome segregation ATPase asterless. The transcript has 19 exons. The record is from RefSeq and is a predicted model, not a curated record. The coding region runs from base 192 to 3407 and encodes 1071 amino acids. NCBI's taxonomy places the organism in Eukaryota, Metazoa, Arthropoda, Insecta, Lepidoptera, Crambidae.